Molecule: messenger RNA, 2142 nt
Organism: Hemisphaericaspora subhashii
Lineage: Eukaryota; Fungi; Ascomycota; Pichiomycetes; Serinales; Debaryomycetaceae
Product: Nrd1 complex RNA-binding subunit
Exons: 1
Coding region: 1-2142 (713 amino acids)
Molecular function (GO): RNA binding
Source: RefSeq, a predicted model, not a curated record
AUGUCAUUAGAAGAAUUUGAAACGAUAUUGAAAGAAUUACCAUCUUUAAAAGCUCCAGGAGUUUCUGGAUCUCGUAUUAAAAGAUUAACAGAAAUCGCCUUUCAACAAGUUGGUCAGGAAUCUAAAUUAAUUACAACUUUAUAUUCUAAUUGUAAGGCAGUACCAUCUACUCAUAAAUUAGGUACUUUAUAUGUGGUUGAUUCUAUUGUAAGAGGCUUUACUGAAGAAGCUAAAAAGGAAAAUCAAGAAAUUAACUCGCUGGCUCCUGAUGGAACUUAUGCUUCAGCAGUUUAUAAAAUUACUGAAUUAAUUGAAUCCUUAAUUGAUGAUGCGUUGGAAUUACAAAUUAGUGCUUCUCAAAGAAUUAAAAUUAGUAAAUUGAUUGACAUUUGGGAAAGAGCAGAAACAUUUCCACUAGAAAUCAUUAAUAACAUUAGAAAUAAGCAUUUUGUUUCAACUACUCCUCCAGGUUCUCCUCCAAGAACAAAAGUUGAACCAGUUAAGCCAGUUGAAGAAAAAUCAACCAAUGAUUCAAAUAGUAUUUUAUCGGCUCUCGCUUCUUUAGCUAAAUCUACUGGUUCUGAUUCAAACACCCCAACAUCUCAACCAGUUAAUCCAGUGUCAAGUAAUGAUGCUAGUAAUAUCUUGUCACAAUUGUCCGCACUUAGUGGGGCUACUGCAACUGCAACUAGCUCUAUCAGUCCUCCACCUUCUUCUGGUUCAUUUUCGAAUUUACCCCCAAGUCUUCCAAAACCACCGCAGUUCACUCAACAACAGCAAGAACAACAACAACAACAACCACCCGCAGCCAAUGAGCAAGUGAUUUUUAAUAUGUUGCAGCAAAUGCAAAACAGUGCAACGGGUAGCCCUACUGCGGCUCCCGCACAACUGUUCGCCCCACAGCCGGCUAUAAACGAUUAUGGAACUGGAAGACGUGGUCGCCGUGAUCAGAAUGAUAAUGGAUAUGGCAGAAGAAAUAGAUCAAGAUCACCAAAUCGCGGUGGUGUUCCUCCUAAUCAAUAUAUUAGAUCCAGAUCACCUCCACGCGGUCACAACCAACCAUACAACCAAAGCUUACCUCCAAACCCACUGAGAGUUCAACACCACCAACAACAACUGCAAUACCAACCCCCGGUCCAGCGUCAACAACAACAACAGCAACAGGCCCCAUCACAUCAACAACAUCAGCAACCAGCGCAUGUUCCUCCACAUGCCAUGGGCGGUGAAAUGAACAUGCCAGGUACUCCACACUACCGUCCAAGAAACGUCGGAUUUGAUCCUUCUACUCCGCAAGGGUCAAUUAAAGUUUUAUCUAGAACGUUGUUUAUUGGAGGUGUUCCAAGAAACAUGGAUGAAAGAGCUUUAGCUACAGUGUUACGUCCAUUUGCAGAAGUUCAAUCGGUUAUAUUAAAUAGUGAACGUAAACAUGCUUUCAUUAAGGUUUAUUCCCGUAGAGAGGCAGAACAGGUUAUCACUUCGUUCAACAAAGACAAUGCGUUACCUUUACGUACUCGUUGGGGUGUUGGUUUUGGUCCUCGUGAUUGUUGUAAUUAUCAGCAUGGAAUUUCCAUCAUCCCAAUCCAAAGACUUACUGAAGCAGAUAAAGCAUGGAUCGUUAAUGCUCAAUGGGGUGGUACUGGUGGACAACCAAUGCUGAGUGGAAUGGUUAUCGAUGAACCAGAUAUUGAAAUUGGUUCGGGAGUAAGUAGCAAGGCUAUGUCUAGAAAAAUGCCAACCAAUUCAGCAAGAAAUGGACCUAAAUCCAACAGACCAGGUGAGGCUGCUGAUGAAUAUGUUAAGACUACAUUGAUUCUGCCACUGGGUAUGAGUCACGGGUCCAUGCCUAAUUUUAAGACAUUCCUGAAUUCAUCUGUGAACCCAUUGCAAGGAUUAUUUGGAAACGCGUCUCCUCAGGCACAAAAUCAACAACCAAAUAUUCCUUUCCAAAACCAACCAGACGCUGGUGGACCCCCAACAGGUUUACCAAAUGUCCCUCCUUCUGGGUUUAAUGAUUUUUUGAGCAAUAUGCAACAACAGCAACCAGGUGGUGCAGGACAAGGUUCUCCACAAGCUGGAAAUCCAAAUCUUGCAGCUUUGGCACAAUUACUUCAACAACAACAGCAACAACAACAACCACGUUGA